AUGAAGCAGGAACUGGACGAGAUUGAGACCAACAUCAGGAAAAACAACAGCAGAUACUUUUUCGGGAAAUUCAAAAAGAGUGUGAUUGGAUACAAGCGUAGAGAACUGUUUAUAAGAGAUAAGAAUGGGGAGCUGGCUCGAUCCUCUUCCUCUUCCUCUUCCUCUUCCUCCCCACCGCCACCUGAGAAGCGAUCCUCUUCCUCUUCCUCUUCCUCUUCCUCCCCACCGCCACCUGAGAAGCGAUCUUCCUCCCCACCGCCACCUGAGAAGCGAUCCUCUUCCUCUUCCUCUUCCUCCCCACCGCCACCUGAGAAGCGAUCCUCUUCUCAGGCAUCCAUCGGGGAUACGUUCCGGACCCCAGCUUCCGAGGUCCGGCGGUCCAAAAUGGACCCCGCGCGUGAGGGCCUUCAGGUCCAGCCCACCAUCCCUGUGCCUCCUCGGACUUCCAAGAAGUAG
Messenger RNA from Schistocerca piceifrons (Central American locust), 456 nucleotides. RefSeq names its product putative protein TPRXL. The record is from RefSeq and is a predicted model, not a curated record. Bases 1 to 456 code for a protein of 151 amino acids. Lineage: Eukaryota; Metazoa; Arthropoda; Insecta; Orthoptera; Acrididae. The transcript has 3 exons.